AUGGACGAAGUAACAAAAACUCAAGAAAACGAUGAGAUUUGCAGAAAGAGAACUUACUCUACGAUGACGGACGGUGACGAAAGCUUGACCAAGGGCGGAUUGCCAGGUGGGGAUCACACUAUGGCAAAGGCAUGCGCUCCUUCGACAUCGGGCGCUCCAACGGCCGAUCCACCGCCUUAUCAAGAAACAGAAAUGUCAAAUGCUCCUGUUCAACACUCGACUGAGCUCUUGCCUUCAUAUUCAGAUGCUACAAGAAAAACUGCUGCUGCCGAGAAUUGUGACACCGAUACGCAGCCACUACCCGCCUUUCCUGAACCAAGUUCAGCAGCUUCGGCACCCACUUUACCACAAAUUGUUCAAUCGGGGCCUCCAAUGGAUGAAAACCAGCAUCGCUAUGUUGGGCUAGUGAAUCAGGCAAUGACCUGCUACCUCAACUCGCUUAUCCAGACACUCUACAUGACUCCUGAAUUUCGAAAUGCUAUGUAUCGCUGGGAAUACAAUGGAAAGGACGAGGACAGAAGUAUCCCAUACCAAAUACAGAAGUUGUUUCUUUUGUUGCAGACCACGGAUAAGGAUUCGCUUGAGACGAAAGAUUUGACAAACAGUUUUGGAUGGUCAAGCUCUGAAGCGUAUGAUCAACAUGACGUUCAAGAACUUUGUCGCCUUAUGUUCGACGCUCUCGAGCACCGAUGGAAGGCGACAGACCACGAGAAAUUGAUUCAAGAACUUUAUCGAGGCUCGAUGGAGGAUUUUGUGAAGUGUUUGGCUUGCAAAAAAGAGAAUAGUCGUAAAGAUUAUUUUCUCGAUCUUCCGUUGGCCGUUCGAGAAUUUGGUGCAACACGGGCUUUUCACAGCGUUGAAGAAGCCUUGAAUGCUUUUGUGAAAACGGAAGUCCUCGAUGGAAACAAUCAAUACUUUUGCGAGAACUGCAACGCAAAGCAAGAUGCUCAUAAAGGUCUACGAAUCACUCAAUUUCCGAAGUUAUUGACAAUACAGCUGAAAAGAUUUGACUUCGACUACAACACGAUGCAUAGGAUCAAGCUCAACGACAGAAUGACCUUUCCGGACGUUCUCAAUUUGAAUCCAUUUGUUGGUGACAACAAGCCCAAUUUCGAUGAUGAAAAGGACCAAACUGUACGCGCCGGUGAAUCGCUGGAUCAAAAAGCGGUUGAGGCACUAAUUAAAGAAGAGGGCGAAUACGUUUACGAGUUGUUUUCGGUGAUGGUUCAUGCCGGAAGUGCCGCUGGUGGCCACUAUUUUGCCUACAUCAAAAAUAUGGACCAACAAUCAUGGUAUUGCUUCAACGAUUCGCGUGUCGACUUUUGUAGUCCUGAAGAUAUUAUGCGUUCGUUUGGAACCUCUACAAUUACGUGGAGUAGCAGCAAUGCGAACGCCUACAUGUUAAUGUAUAGGAAGAUUUCCCAAAAGAAUGAAGCCUUUUUGACAACGGAAAAUUUGCCGAGGCACAUCAAUGACUCAACCGCCAAAUGGAAAAGACAGGAAGAUGAACGUGAGGAAAUGCUGAGAUACCAAGCUAGCCUUGUCAAGGUUACGGUUCGACUCAAUUUACCCGGUCUAAGUGAUGCGCUGGACUUUAAUCGAGUCUUUCAAAAAGAAAUUCCAAAAGUGCGGACUCUUGGAUCGUUGCUCGAUGAGGCCAUUGAAUUUUUUGAUACGGAAGCUCCGAAGGACACUUUGUCAUCGCACAAAAAGAACUUGCGGCUUCUGAAAUGUACUCCCAUGUGGAACAUUCAGGCUGAGUUCAUUGCAAGGAAUCACCUUACGCAGACUCUCGAGCCUCAUAUCCCUAUUGGGGGCUAUAACCCACAAUUACGCACCGAGUUGUACUUUUUACUUGACAUCAAGAGACCGACCGGAAGCUUCUAUCCAUUGGAAUUCACGCAGACCAGCAACUUCAGCCAAUCUCCGAAAACGUAUCAGAUUGUAUGUGUUGAUGUUGUGAAAGAGCAAAUUUUUUCGACGUUCUUAGCGGGAAUUGACUACAAAGAAACGACUUUACAAGUCAAGAAGAAACUGGGCGGUAUUUUUGGCGUCAAGGAACACGAGUUUCUGCAUUUCAGACUUUGGACGGAAAAAAGAGGCUAUAAUAGCGACAUGAGUUUUGCUGCUCCUCAAAUUGGCGAUACCGUUUCACAGCAUGCCAUUUCUUAUCUGAGCGACCCUGCUUAUCUUUUCAUUGAUGGCGGCAUUCCUGGAUGUGACUCUAACACACCCGAAGUGGUGGAAGAUCGAAAGAAGCCAAUGAUGGAAUCAAAAAUGUACGCUGUACUUGAAAGAAAAAAGCAUGAGACAAGGCUUUUUAUCGAACUUCCUACGAUUGAUGAAAUUCAAAAGGUGCAAUCGCUGCCAAUGGGCUCUACAUCUAGUGGUCCCUCUUUGGAAACAACUCAAACGAUUGAGAUGCCGUUAUCGGUUGGGACCGCGGCAACCGAUGAUCCAAUGUCGGCAGUCCCUAGUGGACGUGCCAGUUCAACGAGCUCCCUUGAUGGAGAUGAUGCGAUGGCGAUUGACAGUCUUUGCAAUAAUACUCCGCAGAUGUCCCCAAACGUCUCAGAGAAUGGAGACGGAUAUCAUAGUGGCGAGGAGGAUGUUGGUCAUGGUGGAUUGAAUAGUCUCUUGAUGAAAUCAUGGACAGCAAACCCACCAACAAUGCACCCAGAUCCGUAUCUCACUCCACCUGCAACCGAAACGGAUACAUUGGCUGCAACUGUCGAUGAAUCGGACAGCUCAAGUGGUACUUUGGUCCCGUGGCAACUUCAUCGCGAUCAAAUCAUCGUUGAAAAUGAGGGAAGCAAGCUUCGAAUUAAUGUGGACAAAAGGAUAACUGUCGCAAAGCUGAAGGCAUGGAUUGGGGAAAAAAUAAAAAUGGAGCCCACACAAUUUGUCCUUCUCAAGCAUCACGAGGAAAAUGAUAAUGGAUACGAAUGUGGUGCAAGCAGUGAAAUGAGCGAUUCGGUGGAGCAGGCUUUCAAGUCAGUAAACAAGAUCUCGAUCCUGUUGAGACCACCAUUGAAAGACAACGAGAAGUUGAUUCACGUUUCGCUCUUUUCAAUUGAAGAAGUUGAUCGAGAAAAAUGGAAACCACUCUUUGAAAUACCUGCCUCGAAAGAAACGCUUGUGUCGACAUUUAUUGGUGAUUGCCGACGAUAUUAUCAGGCACAAUAUGGAGAAAAUCUCCCCUCUGAGAGGUUACGAAUUCGAUGCCUUGAUAACAGCUUCAGAGCAAUUGUUUGCCUUUUGAAUGAUUCAACGCUAGAGAAGCGGGGCCAACAAUGGCUUUCAAAGGUUUUCCUUCAACUAAUUCCAGAAGAUCUUGUUGAUGCUGAAGGAGAUUCGAUCUUUAUUCGCCGUUUUAAACCUUCAAGCAUGGAGCUUGGACCGAUGGAAGAAAUUUUUGUGAAUCCAACUGCGUGGCCUGAUCCCGUUCAUGCAACGAAAGAAACGAUCGCAAAGAGAUCUGGAAUUCCAACUGAUCAAAUCGAGCUUGUUGAGCCUGGCGGUUGGGACAAGUGGCCAUUUGUGAAGUCACGCUUGGAUUUACUCGAGAAAUCGGAUUGGAGACCAACAUUAAUUUCGGGAGAUAACUGUGUUACGUCUAAUCACGGAAAAGUUCUUUACUACAGAGAUUCUAAAGAAGAGCCGAAGAAAUUGACACCAGAUGAGCGGAAGCAAAUUAGUAUUAAAGAUCGAACAGUCUCGUCAACGACUCCGAGGAGGCACGAACGACCACUGCGCAUCAAUAUGAAUUCGGUUUCAGAACAG
Messenger RNA from Mesorhabditis belari, 3783 nucleotides. Lineage: Eukaryota; Metazoa; Nematoda; Chromadorea; Rhabditida; Rhabditidae. The record is from the annotation of a GenBank genome assembly.